CAUACAUCAGAUGUUUUAUCACUGCAGAUAACAUAUGUACAGUACACAGAUGUACUAAGCACUCAUCAUUACAGCGAUUAGUCAAACUGAUUUAAAAAAGUGCCUUGAUUUCAUUACAAGUCAGUGCGUUUCUUUGAAGAAAAUCAUGGUGACCGAAAACAAAGAGUCGAAAAACACAAGAUACAGCCUAGGAUUGGCUCUGUAUGCUCAUAUGAAAUACUUCAGGAACAGAAUAGCACAGUAUGAAGAUGAAACUGACUAUGUGGACACUUACGGCGCGCUCCUCACGAGAUGCGUCAGGGUAGCCAUGAAACUUCAAGAACUGGACAUUGGAGAAGACGAUAUUGUCGGCGCAUGUACACAUAAUCAUAGAAACAGCUGCGUACCUUUCAUAGCUAGCACGUUUAUUGGAGCUAUACCAGUUACUUUCGACCCUGCGAUAUCGGAUAUUGAUACUGUAUCAUUGCUCAGAUUGAUGCAGCCAAAAGUGAUAUUUAUUUCUCAGGAAAUGUUGAAAGAUUUUGAAACAUAUAUGGAAAAAGCACAGGUGAAACCAGCCUAUACUAUUGUGUUUGGGGAAAGCAGAGGCCAAUACAUGAGUUUUGAUGAGUUUUUAAAGCCGAACAUCAAAGAAAGGCAGUUCAAGGUAUACGAAACAAGUAAUCCAAAAAAGACUGCUGUAGUCGUGUUUAGCAGUGGAACCACUGGAUUGCCUAAAGGAAUAUGUCUAAACCACUAUACACUACUGAAACAAUCGGGAAGUUUUAGAGAUGACUGGCCAGAAAUUAUAAAUUCUGAUACUGUAGAUUCAGUUAUUCUCCUUUAUUCAACACUAUACGCGAUAAGCGCGGUGGGUACACUGAUAGGAGCUGUUUUGAAAGGCGAAGCAAAAGUUCUUUGUAAGAGCUUUAAUGCCAAGAGGUUCUUUGAGAUAGUAGAAAAGUAUAAGGUGACAAUGUCGUUUGUACCACCGUACUACAUCCACGAAGUAGUAGUUGGACGUGCUGAAAAUAAAGAUGUAGACAUCGGAAGUCUGAAGCUUCUCGUUACGGGAAGCACUACCGUAAGUACAAACCAGAUGGUGGACAUGAUGGCAGCAUUUCCAGGUAGCUAUGUGGUCAACGUUUAUGGUCAGACUGAAGUUUCUGGAGCUAUAUCAUGUUUGUAUGACCCGAAAGAUCAUGAUCUUCAAAGGAAGAAACCUACCACUGUCGGGAAGAUCAUAAGUCACUAUCAAUGGAAGAUAGUCGACUUGGAAACCGAAAAACCAGUCACUGGUCCAAACAAAAAAGGUGAACUGCGCCUAAAAACUGACCUUCACAUGAACGGUUACUACAAAAUGGACUCUUCUGAUGCCUUCGAUUCCGAAGGGUACCUGAGAACAGGAGAUGUUGCUUAUGUUGACGAAGAUAACUGCUUGUACAUUGACGACAGAAUUAAGGAAAUGUUUAAAUACAGAGGAUGGCAUGUACUCCCUGCUAUUGUAGAAGAAGUCGUUAUGGCGUAUCCAGCUGUCAAGGAGGCAGCUGCAAUAGGUAAAGACGCAGUAUGUUUUGUUAUUCAAUGGCAAGCAUACUACAUCUACUAUACCGUCAUAAUCGACAGCAUCUCGCGGCCAGAGUGAAGACCCGGCUAUCAAAUGUGAAUUGAGAUUCUUACAGGUUCAACCGACAAUCGCUAUUCAGUCUCCCAGUGGGCGAUUAUGGUAAUAGAAGAAAAUAUCUCAAGAUCCUUGAGUAUCUGCAUGUCAUAUCUAAAACACAUCGGGAAUUCCUCAUUCUGAAGAUGGAGAGCAUGCAAUGGCUCUCGUAGUAUUGAAAGAAGGACACGAGAACGUCUCGCCAGAAGACAUAAAGAAGUAUGCAGACGAGAGGCUUGGUGAAUACCAAAAAUUAAGAGCUGGAGUUAAGAUUGUUGAUGAGCUCAUCAGAACAGCCACCGGAAAGGUGAAGAGGAAGGCCAUGAAGGAGAUGAUUUUGAGUAACGGAACGAUUAGAGCUACGUGAGGACAUUGGUUCUUUAAAGAGAAAAGAAUUAUCUAGGGACACUGGUAGUGGGUAAAUUGGCGGUAUGAGAUAUAUGCACCUAACAGUAUAUCUUAAAAGUCAAUAUAGCAAUAAAUAAUA
Acanthoscelides obtectus is the source of this 2126-nucleotide messenger RNA. NCBI's taxonomy places the organism in Eukaryota, Metazoa, Arthropoda, Insecta, Coleoptera, Chrysomelidae. The record is from the annotation of a GenBank genome assembly.